CUUUCUGCUGCGCUCACACACACCUCAGACCACGUGACCAGCAGGCGCACAAAAAGCAGCCUUUAACACCGCCCGCUCCCACAAACACACACACACACACUCUCACUCACUCCACUCCACCGGCUGCAUGCCCAGCUCUACCGUAAUCUGACAUUGACAGUAUAUGUCUGGGGAGUAAAUACACGAUCAUUCCCAUCAGCAAAAUCAUCAAAACAACAACUAUUGUAAUUUCACUCUGAGGCUUCCGGUUCUUUGUGGAGUUGCUGCAAACUGUAGUUGAAGAGACAACAGACUGGUUUACUCCCAGUUUAUUUUAUUUUGAAUUUAUUGAUUUAUUUGGCGUCAUGGAUCGAAGGAAGAUGUUUGUGCUGAGAAAAUCAAGAUGUCCUUUUGCGUGGAUCUGAUGCUGUUACACCACACUCCUCCCCACUGAGCAUCUCUACAGCCACAAAGCAGCCAUGAAGUUGGCUUUGCACCGGAUAGCAGGCACCACAAUCAGUACAUUAACAACGGGCGUCCAGUAUCUCGGCUCCAACGACGCCAGCUACGACGACCCCUCCGUUGACUCGACUCUAAUCAAGAACCGAUUCCACUUUGAGAAGCCUCACUCCGCCUCGAUCAGUAGCUCCAUCCCUGGAAAUAAGGGGGUCAUUUACAGCAGCCUCUCUCCCAUUUUCCCCACCAAUGUGUCCGACCUCCUGCUGAGCAAUGGCACAUCUGUGGAGAGCGGCGGGGCGGCACAGUGUGGGGAGGACUUUGUGGACAACAUGGAGUGUUUUAUGAUUCUGACUCCCGGUCAGCAGCUCGCAGUCGCCAUCUUGGCACUCACCCUGGGUACGUUUACGGUGCUGGAGAACCUCAUGGUGCUGUGUGUGAUCAUGCACUCCCGGACGCUUCGAUCUCGGCCUUCCUAUCACUUCAUAGGCAGCCUGGCUGUGGCGGAUCUGAUAGGCAGCAUCAUUUUUGUCUACAGCUUCUUGGAUUUCCACGUCCUCCACAGGAAGGACAGCCCCAAAAUGUUUCUCUUCAAGCUGUCCGGGGUCAUCGCCUCCUUCACCGCCUCCGUAGGCAGCCUGUUUCUCACUGCGAUCGACCGCUACAUCUCCAUCCACAGGCCGAUGUCGUACAAACGCAUCGUCACAAAGACUAAAGCAGUCAUUGCCUUCAGUGUGAUGUGGACCAUCUCCAUCGUCUUCUCGCUGCUGCCGCUGCUGGGGUGGAACUGCAAGGUUCUCAACUCCGUCUGCUCUGACAUUUUCCCUCUGAUCGACCAGAAGUACCUGAUGUUCUGGAUCGGGAUGACGAGCAUCUUGGUCCUGUUCAUCAUCUACGCCUACAUGUUCAUCCUCUGGAAGUCCCACCACCACGCUGUCCGCAUGCUGAGCCGCAACUCCCAGAGGAGCGUGAUUGUCUACACCGCGGAGGGGACUAAAGUGCAGACGGUGAGGCCCGAGCAGGCCCGGAUGGACCUUCGCCUGGCUAAAACCCUGGUUCUGAUCCUGGUGGCCCUCAUCAUCUGCUGGGGCCCGCUUCUAGCCAUCAUGGUUUACGACCUCUUCGGGAAGGUGAACGACUUCAUCAAGACUGUGUUCGCCUUUUGCAGCAUGCUCACCCUGCUCAACUCCACCGUGAACCCUGUGAUCUACGCCAUGAGGAGCAAGGACCUGCGCAGGGCCUUCGUCAACAUGUGCAACAUGUGCUGGGGAGCGACGCAGACUCUGGACAGCAGCGCAGAGAGUGACUGGAACAGCAGGAGCGUGAGAGGCAUGGCAGCAGGCGGGGCGGGGAAAGAUGGAGCCGGCAGUGGAAAGACUCGAGUAAAAGUAGCCCAGGUUACCGUUUCUGGAGUGACUGAUACUUCUACAGCAGAGCCGGUCUAAAAGACAAGCUGCUCCGCUCUGGUACAACUGUGACGUUAUUGUAGAAUAGUCCCGACCCUCCUAGUACACUGCUCUGUUACUGUGAAAUGUGCCAAAAAAUGACUUAGAUGCAGAACUUGAAGAAGAAGUUUCUGUUGCUUUCAAGCUGAAAUCUGUAAUAUUUAUGGUGGAGUGUGAUGAGACACUAAGAACUGUGCAUUAUCUCUUUACUCUCUUAUUGAGAAAUGGUUUGUUCGGUUGCACAAGUCUGAUUGACAAUGCCAAUUUUAUCUAAUUUCAUUCACUUAAACAAUAUAUUCAAAUCAACACUCUGCUCUGUCAGCUUUUCGGUAGUUUGAAUAUGCAUAAAGUUACAGAUUUCAGCUUUAAGGAAGACAAAUAUGGGUUCCCUUUUGUUCUUUCUUAUUCCACAUCACACCAUAGAAACAUUGUGGCCGUAAUUCAAGGUGAAACUGUGUCUACCUUCAUGCAACAUGUCAGUUUUGAAUGACAGCACACUGCUUAUAAGUAAAGUUAGCAUCCAUUAGUGAUUUAAAAUCAGCUACUGAUGAUUUUUGUAAGGCCAUAAUAUUGUGCAAUUUGGCAUUUUAAUGUUAUUUGACUUUAUUUAUUGUAUAUUUUUUUUAAAACUUGUACUUUGCAAAGCAAAAUGGUGAGUCAUACUUUGGCUUUUUGAUCAAAUCAAAACUUUAGUCUGUAGUGAUUUUGGGAAUGUUGCAUAGUUGCUUAUAACACAAUGUGCUUGUGAAACAGUUACAGCAUUUUGUGAGAAGCUACACUUUGGUAUUUCUGUGACGCAUUCCGUUGUGCCAUUGUGUCUCAUAACAGUGUGUAUAAGCAAGGACGUGAGUUCAAUAAAUAUAUAUUUGUCUAUUUUUAUCAUAAUUUUGUCAACAUACCUGGUGUCUUUUUUUUCCAAUAAAAUGAUGAAUUCUCAGCAAA
Messenger RNA from Sebastes umbrosus (honeycomb rockfish), 2822 nucleotides. Its product is annotated as cannabinoid receptor type 1B-like. The record is from RefSeq and is a predicted model, not a curated record. NCBI's taxonomy places the organism in Eukaryota, Metazoa, Chordata, Actinopteri, Perciformes, Sebastidae. Gene Ontology annotation, molecular function: cannabinoid receptor activity. The transcript has 2 exons. Bases 459 to 1880 code for a protein of 473 amino acids. Gene Ontology annotation, cellular component: membrane. Gene Ontology annotation, biological process: G protein-coupled receptor signaling pathway.